AUGCCCCGUGAGAAUUUACCCAUUGCGGAAUCUCCCAAAAUAAUGGCUUUGAUAAUAUACAAAGGCGAACACAAGGUAGAAGAGACGUCUUCUCAUAAAAUAACUACACAAAAGCUGAAGUUCAAUAGUAAACAAAAACAUUCUGAUCUGUCGUAUGAAAGUAUAAGUGACAACAAAGAAAGCACAGAACUUCAGGAAAUUCGAAUCUUAAAAACCACCAUUGAGAACCUUAUAGAAGAGUUUAUUAAGUGUGGACCAGCAUAUUCAGACUAUGUAUUGAAACUACAGGCUAUGUUGGAAGUAAUGAAGAACUCUAAGUUGUGCGAAAAUGAAGAGUUAGUGCAGAAAUUGGCAUUGAGCAACGGCUGCGUGAUCAAAGUAGACAGCAAUAAAGAUGAAUCAUGUACAAAAAAAAAUUAGGUCACAUUUUUAAUUAAUUGAGAUGGUAAUUAUUUUAACUAUAUUAUUGAAGUUAGAUAGUGACUCAAUACAUCGAUUAGUAAUUUUCGUCCGUUGCAUCUGUUAAAUGUUAUUAUUCGUAAUCUUAAGUUUGUAUUAUUUAUGUAAGCUGUAUUCGAUUGCACUGCUUAGUUAUUUCGAAUUUGAUACUAAUUAAAUUUUUAAAGUUUUAUUGACAACAAUUUACCAGGUAGCAAAAGAUAUUAUGUGAAAAAUUACUUCUAUGAAGGUAGUCUGCAGCAAUGGUGAACACAUUUUAUAAACCUGACAAAUAAUGGUUUUAUUUUUUGUUACCAGAUGUAUAAUACUUUAAAUAUCAGAUUACAAUAAGUUUAG
Messenger RNA from Diuraphis noxia (Russian wheat aphid), 795 nucleotides. RefSeq names its product putative G protein-coupled receptor CG31760. Gene Ontology annotation, molecular function: G protein-coupled receptor activity. Gene Ontology annotation, cellular component: membrane. The record is from RefSeq and is a predicted model, not a curated record. NCBI's taxonomy places the organism in Eukaryota, Metazoa, Arthropoda, Insecta, Hemiptera, Aphididae. Gene Ontology annotation, biological process: G protein-coupled receptor signaling pathway.